Molecule: messenger RNA, 1443 nt
Organism: Penicillium cosmopolitanum
Lineage: Eukaryota; Fungi; Ascomycota; Eurotiomycetes; Eurotiales; Aspergillaceae
Exons: 1
Coding region: 1-1443 (480 amino acids)
Source: RefSeq, a predicted model, not a curated record
AUGUCAGACAAAAAGUCAAGCAGCAAUCCCUUUGAGGAUCUGGAUCGGCAUCACGCCGAGCAGGAGAUGGAAAAUCGCGGUCUUCCACCUUAUUCAAGGGUUGCGCCCAACUCUGCGUCUGAAGAUCCAGCAGUCAACGACUCUAAAGACUCUAAGAAGCCGCAACCAGAAAUCUAUGAUGCCCCGGAAGUAGUGCCACAGGUCGAUCGGGAAACGCUGCCUGAGGUCGUACCCGUCGAAGAGAAUCUUCCCGAGGUUCGUGUCGCGGAAAACACUCAUUAUUACAACCAAAAUCAAGCUUUCGCUCCUCCUGCGAACGGGUCAGGGUAUCCUCCAGCAGACGGGAAAGGAUAUCCUCCAGUGAACGGGCCUGGAUACGCCCCAUCAGACGGGAAAGGAUAUUCUCCAGUAGGCGGGUCAGGGUAUCCCCCAGCGAAUGGGCCCGGCUAUCCUCCUGCUUUCGGGCCAGGAUAUGCCCCAGCAGACGGCCAAGGAUAUCCCCCAGCGAACGGGCCCGGCUAUCCUCCUGCCUUUGGUCCAGGGUAUCCCCCAGCCGACGGGCAAGGAUAUCCUCAAGCAGGCGGGCCCGGCUAUCCUCCUGCAUACGGACCAGGAUACCCUCCAACGAACGCGCCAGGAUAUUCGCCAACGCCAAUGCCAAAUCCUCAAGACAGAACUAUUGCCAUCCCAGCUGUCGACUCCUCACCGGGGUCCCCUUUACUUCGAGCCUACGUGCCGAUGUUAAACAAAUACAACCUCCCCCAGGAAUCAUUCUUCAGAUUCCUCGACUCGCUCAACGACGUGAUCACAACCAACCCACCAAUGCAAGUCCUCGAUGUCACCGGCGGCAUCCUCAAGUCCGUUCCAAUUCUAUUUCCACUGCACUGGAUCGGAUCCGCAUUCAGCGGCCUUGCAAAUAUAAGUGAACAAAGCAAGUCAAAGAGCCGAUCAGACUCGGCCCUCAAACAAGCGAAUAAGGAAAUUUUCGGUCCCCGCGGUCUAAAAGCCGAGCUCGCGAACCUCGAUGCACUCGCUUACAUUGCGAAAAUUCCUAUUCUUGACCCGCAGGGCAAGAUUAAUAAGAAUUCGACUGUUGUUCGGCAGUUGGCUGAUAUGUCUCGCGCGUAUCGGGAGCGGAGGAAUGGUAGCGACUCUAAGGAACAGGAUCAGAAACAGGCGCAUGAAUUAGACUUGCAGCAACAAAGGCUUCAUGUGCUUCAGCCUUGGAUCCAGGAUCUUCAACUCGAUAUCAAGCCGACGGCUAAGUCGAGGUUGACUCGGUUUAACUCCGCGUUGAAGAAGUAUAAUGAUCCUAGAAGGCAGGAUUCGAAUUAUAGGUCGGAGAAUGGUGAUGAACAGGAUCGGUUCAGGAAAUGCCUUUGGUUGGUGAUUCGGGAGGUGGAUGGUAAUGGGGGACAGUCGCAAGCUGGACCAUCGAAGUGA